Brachypodium distachyon (stiff brome) is the source of this 922-nucleotide messenger RNA. RefSeq names its product germin-like protein 5-1. Lineage: Eukaryota; Viridiplantae; Streptophyta; Magnoliopsida; Poales; Poaceae. Gene Ontology annotation, molecular function: manganese ion binding. The record is from RefSeq and is a predicted model, not a curated record. Gene Ontology annotation, cellular component: cell wall. The transcript has 2 exons. Bases 113 to 769 code for a protein of 218 amino acids.
ACAAGAAGUCUCCAUUGUACAUUCACACAGCGCCACCACGGCACUGCACUACCCAUAUCCGAGUCCAUUAUAAGUCCUAGCACAUUGCUGAGAAGAGUAGAGUAGACUGGCCAUGGCUGCCAAGAUGCUGCUCGUCGUGGCCACUCUCAUCGCUCUCGUCGCCAGCCUCAGCCAUGUCCACGCUUUCGACCCCAGCCCUCUCCAAGACUUCUGCGUCGCCGACCCCACGUCCAAAGUGCGGGUGAACGGGGUGGCGUGCAAGGGCCCAGCGGCGGUGGUGCCGGAGGACUUCUUCUUCGCGGGCGUGGACAAGCCGGGCGGCACGGAGAGCAAGCGCUACGGGUUCACGGCGAAGGCCGUCCCGAUCCCGGGCCUGAACACGCUGGGCGCGUCGCACGCGCGCGUGGACGUGCCCCGGGGCGCCGUGUUCCCGCCGCACAUCCACCCGAGGGCGUCGGAGACGGCCGUGGUGCUGGAAGGCUCCGUCUACUUCGGCUUCGUCUCCUCCUACCCGGACAACAAGCUCUUCGCCAAGGUGCUCCGCAAGGGCGACGUCUUCGCCGUGCCCCAGGGCCUCGUGCACUUCCUCUACAACAACGGCACCGCCCCCGCCGCGCUCUACGCCACGCUCAGCAGCCAGAACCCAGGGCUCGUGCUCCUCGCCGACGCGCUCUUCGCCGGCGCGCUCCCCGACGAUCUGCUGGCCAAGACUUUGCUGACGGAUGAUGCCACCAUCGAGAAGAUCCGGGCAAAGUUCCGCCCUUCUUGAUUUGGUUGCCGACGUUUAAUGCUUGUUUUUGUGGAACAAAUUAUUUUUUCCUGCUUGUGAAAAUAAUUUGUGAUCGUUUCUUAAUUUGCAAUAAAACCCCGCAAUGAAUUACUGUACAGGAAACAUUUGGGAAUUAAUGCUUGCUUCUGAAAA